CUGUGCCAAUGCCGGGCGGGCGACCCGCUCAAGUAGCCAGCUUUAGCCAGAGAACCCUAGCAGUCGAAUGGGCGAAGAAAUUGCCGAAAAAGAAUAGAUAACAGUAACAGCAGUUCAAUUCUAGUAGUACGAUUGCAGAGUUUGCCGCUGUUGGCAAUGGCUUCUUCUUCUUCUUCACCAGUGUAUCCAAGGCUACCACACAUUCACUUCUGUAGCAGAAAACCUCUCUCCCUCUACUUCCUUUCCGUACCUUCGUCCAUUCUCUCCUUCCCUUCGUACCGCUCUCAAUUCCGUAAUUGGGCCCUAAAAACUCGUUCCACCGGCGACAGCCGCGAUGCGAAUGCGACUACCGACUUGCUCAGGAAGCCGCUGGUGAAGGAGUCAGUGAAAGGUCGUUCUGGAGUAUUUUACGAAGAUGAGGAUGAUGAGAGUGGGGGCAAAGGAGAGGGAGAAGGUUGGGUUGAUUGGGAGGACCAAAUUUUGGAGGAUACUGUGCCCCUUGUUGGCUUUGUUCGCAUGAUUCUUCAUUCCGGGAAGGAAUUAUAUAUGAUUGGAACACUGGUUUGCAUAAUCUGGAAUGUGCAAUUGCUUUAUCAUUGCAGGAUGUAAAUGGAUGCCAACAUCCAACCUGAAUUUCCUGUGGUGACCUAGUUUAUGAAAGGUCACGAAAUGGCCCAUCAUUGUGCCAAUGUUCAAUACCUGAGACAUUAUGAGACUUAAAGACUCUCUCACCUUAAGGAGUUUUAAGUCGGGAAUGGUAUUUUUAUUUGUAUUUUUGUGAUGGUUUUAUGGAAUUGGACUUGAUUAAUGUUUAUAGGAUUGAUUAUCUGUUUACUUAUGAACUUCCUCUUCGUUCUUUCCUAUUUCUUCCCCCCCCCCCCCCCCCCCCCCAUUUCAUAUGAAUGCAACCCUCACACACACAACAAGCAUUGAAUAUAACAAUUCAGUCUAGGCUCUUCCUUUAGAAUCCUAAGCGACUUUUUUUAUUUUUCUUUCUUUCUUUUGUUUAUUUUCAUUUAUCAAUUAUUUUAUUUUUUUUAGUUAUGAUAAGAUUGGGAUGCUAUUUGCUUUUUGUUGAAUUACUUGUAUUUUUCCUAUAGAUUUGGUUUUAUGGAUGCCAGAUUGAUCGAUAUAACUAGUAAAAAAAACUUUUUUGCAAUAUCUAUGCCAUAUCUGUACCUAGUUUCCUCUCUAAGUUGUCAUAUCAUGUCUUCAUAUCUGUGUUAUACUGUUAGUAUUCAUAUUUGCAUCUGCAUCCAUGCUCCGUAGAUUUUUUAUUAGGGUGAGGAGACAUUUGAGAAAGUUACUAUCCUUUGUUAGACUUGUCAGGAAGAAACUACAUGAUUAUCUUGACCACAGUGAUGAGUGUGUGUGGGGUAAUUGUUUACUCUUAUCUUGGUUUGUUAUGUUAAAUCAUUUGUCUUAGAUUAGUUAAAAGGCUUGGGAGGAUAUUUGUCAGGGAUGUGUUCGGUAUUUCAUUAGUUAGUUUUCUGUUAGGUUGGUUAGUAUUGUAACGGUUUUAUUGGGUUGUUAUCUUGUAAUAUCCGCCCCUUAUGUAUUAUAAAUAGGGGGUCUCAUUUGAGAGAAUUGGUUUUUCCUAUCUUGAGUGAGAAAGAGGUCGAGAAUGUGUUGUGUGUGAGAGAAAAGUAGAUUGCUUUGUAAUCUCAAGAUUCUGUAUAGCCUGUGUGUGUAUAGGGCUGUGGGAGAUCAGAGCAGUGCGUGUAAUCAUCUGUUGUGAUUUCAAGAUAGUAGAGAAAGGCCAAAGGCAGUCUAGACGUAGGUUCUUCAUUAGAAAAACUGAACCAGGAUAAAAUCCCAGCUUCGUAUGUGUGUGUUCAUCUGUUUCUAGAUUCUGUUUUUCUUCUUUAGUGUGUGGAGAGUUUCCUAUUGUUCGUGAGGAUUGAGGGUUUGAUUGUGUGAGGCGGAAAACUGGGAUUACAUGUUAAAUAGCAUCUACAUAUGACCUUAUGGUUUAGGGUAUAUAAAUAAUUUUGUCAA
Messenger RNA from Diospyros lotus (date-plum), 1998 nucleotides. RefSeq names its product protein DCL, chloroplastic-like. NCBI's taxonomy places the organism in Eukaryota, Viridiplantae, Streptophyta, Magnoliopsida, Ericales, Ebenaceae. The record is from RefSeq and is a predicted model, not a curated record. The coding region runs from base 157 to 609 and encodes 150 amino acids. The transcript is spliced from 2 exons.